AUGGCGCCUGGAGACGAGGGUUGUCACGAAUUUACACCUUUGACUGAAGCCACUGGAACUGAUACAUCAGGAGAUUCAGUUGUUAACAAAGAAGAUGGAGAAAUGACACCUGAAGACAAUACACCCUUGAUGGCAGAAACAAGUGUUGAUCCGAUUGCAAGUGAGGGACACCAAGAUGAAACCAAGAUGGCCACUGGAGAUAAGGUAUGCCUGAAAAAGCAAGGGAGCAGAGAAGUUGAUAUAACAGAUCAGGAGUUCAUUUGGAAUUACCUAGGACAGUUGAUUACCGAGCCUGCUCUCGAGGUGAAUAAUAUGAGUGGUUUCCGGGAUAUCAAAGACGUCAUCAGUAUCCAAGAUGGCGGCGUGGUGGUCAUUGAUUUAAACGGCUUGCAUCGAUUCACGGUUGAGUAUCAUUAUCGUUUUAUUGAUCUGUAUUCAGCUUUAGGUGACAGUUGUUACAUUUGUGUUGCAGAUUUUACGGAUGGCAAGCUGCUGUUUGGUUUGAAAUGGGGUAAACUUGUAAGUUUCGAUAUUGCAAACAAGCAGAUAAAUAACUUUGGCUCCGUCACCCCAGCAAAAGAUAAGAUAGUGCGAUUGAAUGGUAUAGCGGUGAAUAGUGGGUUCGUGUUUGCAAGUGAUCACAGUGGGAAAACAAUCUCAGUUUUUGAUCACGAGGGUGUGUAUUUGAAACGCUUGGAUGCCACAAGUAUUCAGCCAGGGUCUCUGGCACUUCAUGUCCGUGAAGGGGCGCAAAGUGUCUUCGUCACAUCGGGUCUAGUAGUAAAAAAGUAUCAUAUUUCCGGAGACAAGAAACAAACCAAGAUGAAACAGACUCACCAUUUUGACAUCGACAAAGAAACUCUAGAAUUCAAAAGAUUCAAACCUGGUCAUAUCUCCGUGCAAGAAGACAAGCUUUUGGUGGUAAACCAUCUGAAAGAUCCCGGGUUACUGCAGCUUUUACAACUGAACGUUUACAACGGGGCAUUCAUGCAUAGCAUUAUAGCUAAGGCACCUGGUAUUCGUGGCGUGAAGUUCAUCAGUGGAGACAGGAUAGUUCUCUAUUCUCGUGACUCAGUUCACGUACUUAAAAAGGGUGAUGCAAAACAGUAA
Patiria miniata (bat star) is the source of this 1110-nucleotide messenger RNA. RefSeq lists its product as uncharacterized. Bases 1 to 1110 code for a protein of 369 amino acids. NCBI's taxonomy places the organism in Eukaryota, Metazoa, Echinodermata, Asteroidea, Valvatida, Asterinidae. The record is from RefSeq and is a predicted model, not a curated record. The transcript has 6 exons.